AUGUCCAAUCGCCAGAAGAAGCAGCUUCUGCUGUCAGAGGUCGAGCUUCUCUAUGUGAAAUCCAAAGUCUAUUUACAUCCAACCACUUCCAAAAGAGACAACAUCGUCGGGUUUCUUUCCCUAUCGAGGGGCCCCAACUCCACCAACAAGGAUAUCCUCCUAUCUUUCACUCCAGAAAACCAAUUGUCCCUGGAAGAAAUCAAACAGUACAAUGCGGUUGACGUGGGUGAUAUUUCAUUAGAUUUGCAGACAUUGAGUCUCGGUGGCACCACGAAUGCCAACUCCAAGGCCUCCUCCACCAGUAUUGAUAGGGCCAGAGUGGUUCCCAAGCCCCACACUUCGGUAUUGUCAGGGUAUUCCUUCAGUACAAAUCUUUCUUUUAUCUACUCCAUUCAGGUCCGCAAGCCUUCAUCUGGGUUCUGGUUUGGUUCUGUGGUGAUCAACACCAAGGAUGGCGAAAAGCUCCCUAUUGUGUUCUUUCAUGACAACGAAUCGCCAUCAACAUUGAAAAACCAAAAGGUUUUGAACCAACGAAUGGAUCCAUUUGGUGAGGAUGGUGAAGUGUACUGGGGUGGAAGGGACUUCAUGGGUGCGUUGCAAAAGUUCAUAAACACCGAAAGAUCUACAAUCGAACCUUCGGUUUACUUGGUUAACCCUGACUCAACCGACUUGCGCAACUUUGCUCCUUUCAAGGAUAAGAAUGCUCCUGUGAAAAAGGAGGAGCCUUUCAAGUUACCGGAGGUAAACAAAUUCUUAGCAGCUGCAAAAUGGAAGGUUUUGGAAACCGUGGCUACAUUUUCAGCAAAGGCUAAAAAUCAAGUAUUGGAUAUGGUGGACGAACAUGCCCCAACUCCAAUCAAACAAAUCAUUAGCCAACCUGAAGUUCAAAAAAUUGGGGAAGAUUUUGAUAGUGCCAGAGUAUACUUAGCUAAAUGGGCACAGCAAGUAAAAGAUGAAGCCGAACAGAGCCAAAAGAAAUUUAUGUUGGAUGAUGAUAUCUACAACAAAAUCAACAAGGAACUAGGAUCAAGUGAGUUGCUUACAAGCCAGGAAAUCAAUAAAACUUCGAGACGUAACGAAAUAACCAAAGUUGAAUGGGAGUCAUUUUUUGAUUACUCUGGAAGAUUAUCAUUGACUGUUAACGAAGUGAAAAGUCGCAUAUUCCAUGGCGGAGUUAGCGACUCAGUUAGAGGUGAGGUUUGGUUGUUUUUGUUAGAAGUCUACCCUUGGGAUUCUUCUGCUGAAGAAAGACAAGUUUUGGUUGAGAGUUACGAAACCGCUUACGAAGAAUUAAAAUUGAAAUGGGUAAAUGACGAGGAAAAAAGACAAACCGACUACUGGAAAGAUCAGAAGCAUAGAAUCGAGAAGGACAUUCAAAGAACAGAUAGAAAUUUGCCUAUUUUCCAGAACCAAAAGAAGCGCAGGGUAACUGUGACCAGUAUGGGAAGUAACGUUUUACCAACAACCAGAGAGUCUUCACCAGAGACUCCAGACGAAGAUGAAGCUAAUGAUGACGAUGAGUACGAUGUAUCCAAUAUCACCAAUCCUCAUUUGUAUAAAAUGAGGGAAAUCUUAAUCACCUACAACGAGUACAAUGAGAACUUGGGGUACGUUCAAGGAAUGACCGACUUGCUUUCUCCUUUGUAUGUGAAGUUUCAACAUGAGGCUUUGACGUUCUGGGCGUUCACUAAAUUCAUGGACAGGAUGGAAAGAAAUUUUGUUAGAGACCAAUCGGGUAUGAAGAAGCAAAUGACGACCUUGAACAAGCUUUUGCAAUUCAUGUUGCCCAACUUGUACAAACACUUGGAAAAAUGUGAAUCCAUUGACCUUUUCUUUUUCUUCCGGAUGCUCUUGGUCUGGUUCAAACGCGAAUUGGAGUGGGACCAAGUAUUGCGAUUAUGGGAGAUCUUAUGGACAGAUUACUACACAAGUCAGCACCAUUUGUUCUUUGCAUUGGCCAUUUUGAGUGACAAUGAGAGAAUUAUCGUGCAAAACUUGACUCGUUUUGACGAGGUAUUGAAGUACAUGAACGACUUGAGCAUGAAGUUACAUUUGAAUCCGUUGUUGAUCCGGAGUGAGCUCUUAUUUUUGAAGUUCAAGAGAAUGAUCGAUAUUAUUGACCGCGAGAAUUCUUUGAAAAAGGUGGAUCACACUCGAGCUAGUGUGACCAACGAUGGAAUCAUCGAAAUUGGUGAGGAAUUGAGAGGUUUGUUACGCAAAGAGGUGGUCAUCCAGAAGGAGGUCACCAGAGAGGAGGGCAUGGGAGGAGGCUAG
Suhomyces tanzawaensis NRRL Y-17324 is the source of this 2274-nucleotide messenger RNA. It is a transcript of the gene GYP7, whose product is annotated as Gyp7p. Gene Ontology annotation, biological process: activation of GTPase activity. The record is from RefSeq and is a predicted model, not a curated record. NCBI's taxonomy places the organism in Eukaryota, Fungi, Ascomycota, Pichiomycetes, Serinales, Debaryomycetaceae. The transcript has a single exon. Bases 1 to 2274 code for a protein of 757 amino acids. Gene Ontology annotation, molecular function: GTPase activator activity.